Molecule: messenger RNA, 1803 nt
Organism: Beta vulgaris subsp. vulgaris (sugar beet)
Lineage: Eukaryota; Viridiplantae; Streptophyta; Magnoliopsida; Caryophyllales; Amaranthaceae
Exons: 5
Coding region: 1-1803 (600 amino acids)
Source: RefSeq, a predicted model, not a curated record
AUGGUUCUCUCCGAACCACCAACACACGUCGGCGGUGACGGUGGCAAAGGCAAGGCGACAACAUCGGCAGUGAAUGAGUACAGGGCAGAGGAAACACCGACGACAUCACUACCAACCACAAUCAACAACCGUUUGAUGACUGCCAUCCACCGGCAAACACCAACAAUCGCCGCAUCACCAACCGCGAGUAAUCUGCGUGUAAAGAGGAGAGACGCGAGCAAAAGAGAGGGCGGCGCCGUCGCGCAACAGUCGCAGCAGCGAGGGGAGUUGAAGCUUCCGACGAGCUUAGGGGAAAACACUGGCCAGCCAGGCGUCCGGUGGCUGAAGGAAAAGGAGGUUGAUUUUGACCAAACUAGUGAAAUUCAAAAGGUUUAUAGCUUUGUGGUUGUGGACAAGGGAAUGGCUUUUUGUAAGGAAUGGAUGAAAAUAAGUUAUCAUUCAUUUCCCGAAUAUAGGGAGGGUGUUUAUGGUUUUUUAGACUUUGCAUUUUCCAGUAUUAUAGACGUUCAUGAUGCUGCGACCAUUAGAUGUCCUUGUGAUAAAUGUCGUAAUCUGAUAAUCUUGAUGGUGCAUGGUCAGACAAUUCUUGAUAUUCCUGAUAUAGAAGGGGCAGGACAUGAUGACAGUGAAGUCAACAUGUUGGAGGAUGCUUUUGGGGUACCAGCCAUGUAUUCUGGGCUCAAUGAGGAAGAAGUCAAUGUGUUUAAUGAACAUCCUAGAGGAGAGGCAGCAAAGUUUUAUGAUUUAUUGAAAGCAUAUCAAGAGCCACUAAUAGUCGAAGGCACAACAAUGUCAAAAUUGCCUUGUAUUGUGAAAUUAUUACAUUUAAAAGUUUUAAACAAUUGGAGUGAUAGUUCUUUUGAUAGUUUGUUGAAGUUGCAACGCCAGGCUUGGGGAACUGCUAUUCCUGAUUCUUAUCAUGAGGCAAAAAAAUUGAUUGCUGAUUUGGGGCUUGAGUGUGUUAAAAUCGAUGCUUGUAAGAAUGAUUGUUUUUUGUACUGGAAAGAGAAUGCAAAUUUAGAUAAGUGUCCUACAUGUGAUUUCCCUAUGUAUAAAAAUGUUGAUAAAGGACCUUCAAAAGGAGUUAAAGUUCCACACAAGGUAUUACGAUACUUUCCAUUGAAAUCUAGGUUACAAAGGUUGUACAUGUCUAGAAAAACAGCUAAGGAUAUGUUGUGGCAUAAAAUUGAAAGGGUGGAUAAGAAAGGGGAAAUGAGUCAUCCUGCUGAUUCUCCUGCUUGGAAAUUUAUUGAUAAAGAGUAUACUUCAUUUGCUAGUGAUCCUCGUAAUUAUUUGGCCGGUUGUUCUGAUUCCGUACAAUUUGCCUCCUUGGUUAUGCAUGAAACCUCAUUCUUUUCUUUUAUCUUUACUUAUACCUGGUCCACAAGUCCUGGUCGAAGCAUUGAUGUAUAUCUUCAACCUUUAAUUGAAGAGCUAAAGGAGCUUUGGGAAAUUGGGGUAGAAACAUAUGAUGCUCACUCAAAGCAAAAUUUUAAUAUGCGUGCAAUGUUGUUAUGGACGAUUAGUGACUUUCCUGCCUAUGCUGAUUUGUCGGGUUGGUCAACUAAAGGUGGAUAUGCGUGUCCUUCUUGUCACAAGCACACUCACCGUACUUCACUAAUGAGUAAAGGUGGCUAUUUGCAUGAUCGUCGUUGGUUACCCUCUAAUCAUAAAUGGAGGAUAGAUAGAAAAUCAUUUGAUAACACAAGGGAAAAAGAUAGUGCACCGGUUCCGUUGACUGGUGAUGAAAUUUUGAACUAUUUUAACAAUUUUGAGCUAGAAAAAUUUGGAAAGGUUGCUUGA